GAGUCCGGAGAAACCUGCUUCUCUUUCUCGGAUCUCUGGCGAUCUUCUACGGUUUUUGCACACGCGAUAUUGUCCGGGCUUAUCUCGCUGCAUACCUGCCCGCACCCUGAGCCCACUCAUCGGCCCGGAAAGGAAGCCGAUCUUAUGAGUUUAGCUUUACUCUCCCUAGUGUUGUAGGGGUUAAAAGGACUGCGCGGCUUUUACUUCACCAGAUAUCCGAAAAAUUGCAGGAAGUUUCUAAGGAGUGUAAGCUGGCAAAUGUGCAAAAAGACCCCCGCCAACCAACGUUCUUGUAUUACAGAAUACAAGGCGAAGACGGGAACACCAUGAGCAACCUCAUCAUGAUCGUACCUCCUCUCUACGGCGCCCUGCAAACCCUGAAGGACGGCUUGGAGUCUCGCUACGUCUUCGCCUUCCUGGGCCUCGCGGCUGUAGGCAUCGGAUCCUGGUGCUUUCACAUGACCCUGCAGUAUGAGAUGCAGUUACUCGACGAGCUGCCGAUGAUCUACAGCUGUUGCAUCUUUGUCUACUGCCUAUACGAAUGUUUCAAGCAGGAGAACUCUAUAAAUUACAUUCCAAUCGUAGUUUUGGCAGGAUUCAGCAUUGCUGUUACUGUGGUGUACUUGCAGUGGAAAGAGCCGGUGUUUCAUCAGGUCAUGUAUGGAAUACUGGUGGGCUGUUUGGUCCUGCGGUCUGUCUACAUAGUCACAUGGGUGUACCCGUGGCAUAGAUCCCUGUGUUACGCCUCACUGGCCGUCUUCUUCCUGGGCUUCGUCUUCUGGAACGUGGACAACCUGCUGUGCAACACACUGAGGGCGAGCCGCCAGAACCUGCCCCCAUUGAUCGGGGCAGUUACCCAGUUCCAUGCCUGGUGGCACAUCCUGACAGGCCUGGGCUCACACCUGCACGUCCUCCUGAGCCUCCAGACGAGGGCCACAUACCUCAGACGAAGACCCAAAGUGAAGUUCCUGUGCAGUGUGUGGCCCAUGGUGCACACCGAGCACAGGUGGAGGAGCUGAGCUGUCGAGCCGGGACCUGCCAGCGCUAACCAGCCGCCGCUCGUAGCGACGCCGACAGACAGCUGGACGCCAUGAAGGCGACGCCAGUCUGCACGGUCCCUGGGGCCUUGGCGGCACAGAGGAGCUCAGUUAGGCUGGAGCCGAGCGGGGUCUCCUCUUUCGAGGUUCAUUAACAUUAGAUCUGGUUUAUUUUCCCCCCGUGGUCUUGCUGUGAACAGUGACGCUGACGCCAAUGCGCAAAAGCAUACAACCACACGGGAGAUUUUGUAAGCUAUUAUCCGUUCGAUUGAAUAACAGAAGGAAACUAUGUUUACGGAUUUUGUAUUUUGCUUUCAUUGUUGCUUAGUAGUGGAUUUUAGUCUUCCGAUGCAGAUGUCUGGACUGAUUUUUAUUUGACGCCUGCUUGUAUUUACCGAAGAAAUUUUCUGGGCCGACCUCA
Messenger RNA from Brienomyrus brachyistius, 1458 nucleotides. RefSeq names its product alkaline ceramidase 3 (gene acer3). The transcript is spliced from 11 exons. NCBI's taxonomy places the organism in Eukaryota, Metazoa, Chordata, Actinopteri, Osteoglossiformes, Mormyridae. Gene Ontology annotation, biological process: phytosphingosine biosynthetic process; ceramide metabolic process. Bases 327 to 1019 code for a protein of 230 amino acids. The record is from RefSeq and is a predicted model, not a curated record. Gene Ontology annotation, cellular component: endoplasmic reticulum membrane.